CAUAGUAGUGGAGCGGAGCUGUUUGUUGGUAGCUAGGAAAGUUACAGUCAGAUAGGAGAGGCACCUAAAGCAAAUAUCACCAUCACAACCAAACCCCUCCCUUGGGUCCAGCAUACAAUCCUGCUCAGGUGCCUUCACACGGUAAUCUGGGCAUGCACAAUUGCUGCCUCCCACAGCAUAUAAAGUGCCCCACGAGGAAAUAACUCAUAUUCAGCACAAGGGAGGCAAUCCCAAAAUGAAGGUUUUCUUCGUCCUCCUGCUGGCAGUCGUCCUGUGCACUGACCCAGGUUCUUCUUUGCAGUGCUACAGCUGCAAGUCAAAACUCAGCAACAGCAACUGUCAGGAAUCAGUGAACUGCAAGGAAAAUGAAGUGUGCAAGACAGAUAUAAUCAAGGUGAUAGGGUUCUUCAGCAUCAUCAGCAAGGGCUGUGAGGCAACAUGUCAAGAAGACUAUCAAGAUUUCAAAGUGGGCAACAGGAAUGUCUCCUGCUGCACCAGCAACCUCUGCAAUGUCAAUGCAGCAGGAAGUGUGAGGAGCAGCUAUGGAAUGGCAGCAGGGAUAACAGCCAGUGUGCUCUUGACCUUCCUGAACAACAGACUGUGAAGAGGAAAGAGAGCUCCUGUGAUCACAGAAAGUCUUGAAGCACCCCUGUUACGAUGGGAAUUGUAGCCAGAUGCAAUUUGGUGUGUUGGGCAUACAGCAUCUUUGGAGCUGAUGGCAGAUCUUUGCCUUAUGAUAGCUUCUUUAUUACUGUUGUUGUACUGCUGUAUUGCUGCUAGAUGAGAAAGCGUGUGUGUGUGCAAUCCACCGAAAAUAAACUAUACUAAUUUCUGAA
Molecule: messenger RNA, 836 nt
Organism: Tympanuchus pallidicinctus (lesser prairie-chicken)
Lineage: Eukaryota; Metazoa; Chordata; Aves; Galliformes; Phasianidae
Gene: PSCA
Product: prostate stem cell antigen
Exons: 3
Coding region: 236-604 (122 amino acids)
Source: RefSeq, a predicted model, not a curated record